Messenger RNA from Caretta caretta (loggerhead turtle), 1453 nucleotides. RefSeq names its product ubiquitin like modifier activating enzyme 5 (gene UBA5). The record is from RefSeq and is a predicted model, not a curated record. Lineage: Eukaryota; Metazoa; Chordata; Testudines; Cheloniidae. Gene Ontology annotation, cellular component: cytosol; cytoplasm. Gene Ontology annotation, biological process: protein ufmylation. Gene Ontology annotation, molecular function: UFM1 activating enzyme activity.
GAGGACUCUGGCUGUGGGGCUCCCAGCCGGAAGGCCGCCGGCUGUGGGGACGUGUCUCUGCGCUGCCGGGCCGAGCGUGUGGCUGUCGCGAGCCGCUGCCAUGGCCUCGGCCAGUCUGGUGGAGAAGCUGCAGCUCCGCGUGCGGGAGCUGGAGGAGGCGCUGGCCAGGGAGCGGGGCGGCGGGCAGGGCCAGCGGGCUCGCAUCGAGAGGAUGAGCCCGGAGGUGACCGACUCCAACCCCUACAGUCGCCUUAUGGCAUUAAAACGAAUGGGAAUUGUGAAAGAUUAUGAGAAAAUCCGUACCUUUACGGUAGCAGUAGUAGGUGUUGGUGGAGUUGGCAGUGUGACUGCUGAAAUGUUGACAAGAUGUGGUAUUGGUAAGCUGCUACUGUUUGAUUAUGACAAGGUGGAGUUGGCGAACAUGAACAGGCUCUUCUUCCAACCUCAUCAAGCUGGACUAAGUAAAGUGCAGGCAGCGGAGCACACUUUGAGGAAUAUUAAUCCUGAUGUUCAGUUUGAAGUACAUAACUACAAUAUCACAACAGUGGAUAACUUCCAACAUUUCAUGGACAGAAUAAGUAUUUACUUUAGUUAUGGUGGGUUAGAAGAAGGGAAACCUGUUGAUCUUGUGCUGAGCUGUGUGGACAACUUUGAAGCUCGUAUGGCAAUUAACACUGCCUGCAAUGAGCUUGGACAAACAUGGAUGGAAUCUGGAGUGAGUGAAAAUGCAGUCUCAGGACAUAUACAACUUAUCAUACCUGGUGAAUCUGCUUGUUUUGCGUGUGCUCCCCCGCUUGUAGUUGCUGCCAAUAUUGAUGAAAAAACAUUAAAACGAGAGGGAGUUUGUGCAGCCAGCCUUCCUACCACUAUGGGAGUAGUUGCGGGGAUUCUUGUACAAAAUGUCCUGAAGUUUCUAUUAAAUUUUGGUACUGUGAGUUACUAUCUUGGUUACAAUGCGAUGCAGGAUUUUUUUCCAACUAUGGCAAUGAAACCAAAUCCACACUGCGAUGACAAAAAUUGCAGGAAACAGCAGGAAGAAUACAAGGAAAAAACGGCUGCACAACCAAAACAAGUAGUAGUUGAACAGGAAGAAGAAAUAGUGCAUGAAGACAAUGACUGGGGUAUUGAGCUAGUAUCAGAGGUUUCAGAAGAGGAGCUGCAGGCUGCUUCUGGUCCACUUCCUGAUCUUCCAAAGGGAAUUACAGUAGCAUAUACUAUACCAAACAAGGAAGAGAACGUUGUAGCUGUGGAAACAGUGGCAGAGUCUGAGGAAAGCCUAGAAGAACUCAUGGCCAAGAUGAAGAACAUGUAGGCAAAUGGAAUAUUGAAUUAAACAUUUGAGAUCUUGCACUAGAGCUGGAUCCAGAAAUAAGGUCCUGUAAGAAAUUCCAGUCUUAAAACUUGAACUUUUGGUAAAACAGAACCAUAAAAACUUGCAGAUGGCAUCUCAUAA